Messenger RNA from Labeo rohita (rohu), 3476 nucleotides. RefSeq names its product myelin-oligodendrocyte glycoprotein. NCBI's taxonomy places the organism in Eukaryota, Metazoa, Chordata, Actinopteri, Cypriniformes, Cyprinidae. The record is from RefSeq and is a predicted model, not a curated record. Bases 233 to 826 code for a protein of 197 amino acids. Gene Ontology annotation, biological process: T cell costimulation; negative regulation of T cell proliferation; cellular response to lipopolysaccharide. The transcript is spliced from 4 exons. Gene Ontology annotation, cellular component: external side of plasma membrane.
GGUGUGGAGUCAUAAGUGUGUGUUACAGCAAAUACAGUGUAAAUACUUUCGUUUUCAAGCGCAUUUUCUGUGCAAGUGAAAUUGUGCGUGGCUCAGUCAGUGAAACAGUGCUCAUGAACAACAUCGCUGACAGGGACAAUGUAGACCUCAGCUCAAGGUCAAGUUGAAACUGGAGCUACACAUUUAGGUUUGUUUAGAAACACAUGGACCUAAUUAAAUUCGAACAGACUGAAUGAAAAGCACCGGGAUGACUUCUGUCCCUGGAAUGCGAUCUGUCCGUUUCAGAGUGUUUUCAGCUGUGUUCAUGUUGUUGUCGACAUGCUGCUGCAGUGGCCGCGCUGAUAUUAACGUUAAGGCCAUGGCUGGACAAGCAGCUUCUCUUCCCUGCAAGUGUCCUCCUGACUGGCCUCCGUAUCUGGUCUGGCAGAAGGUCACCAGUGAAAAGCCGCUCGUGGUUAAUUACUACAAAGAUGACAACCAAGAAGACGAGCAAACGGCACCGGAGUACAGGAACAGGACAGAGCUGAAUCUGACAGGAAACUGUUCUCUUGUGUUUCACAGAGUGCGUCUGUCAGACCGAGGACUGUACGAGUGUUACUAUAAGACAACGCCUUUAAGACAUGAAAAAAUCCAUCUGGACAUCACAGAACAACAACAGCAAAUGCCAAAACCGGAUCCGAACGUCCAGAGCCUCAUUGUGACGUCUUCAGUUUGCGGGCUUCUUUUCAUUGCGCUCACAAUCGCUGCAGUAUACGUGGGAAUUACAUGCAGGAAUAGACAUCAGGCGAAAAGAGCAUUCAUUGCAACACCAGUGAAGAGCAUUUAACAGCUGUCAAUUCAAAGCAAGAUCUUCGUAGCUGCCGUUGUGUCUUUUCAUGGAUGGUAGCAAAUACAACAAACAAAACUAUAAAAUGCACAGGCUCACACAUGCCGUGUUCUUAUGUGGGUGAUCCACUUCAAACCACCGCAAACAUUUCCUGACAUGUCUCCAUCUAUUAAUGGGGCAAAUCAUCACUGACAAGAUAAGCUUUUAUUAAAAUUUGGCUGUCUAUGCAGUAAAAAUAUAUUUUUUAAUCGGUGCUACACGACUAGAGAAUAUAAAAAUGCGCAAGUAAAUUCUGUAGUUUUGGGGGGAUUUCUUGUACAGGUCACACUGAAAAAGCAAACACCCACUGUGUUUACUUAUACUACUGAUACAGUAACAAUUCAGAGUUGGUUAAAAUUUGGCAAACUUAUCCUUCAAAGCUUAAAUAGUCUAAAAUUGUGCCAGUUUCUCUUAUGCUUUAACAUGAUUAUUAUUGCUUUGAAGGCGUCAUAUCAAGACCAACACCAAAGUGUUUUUGAAGUAAAAGGUAAACGUAAUUUUGUCCAAAACACUUAGAACAUAAAACAAACAUGAGUGAACCUCAAAUAAUAAUGUAUGAUAUGUUCUGUCCAAACACUUUACAUCCUUUCCUGCUUUAGCUUUGCACGUCAUGUUUGACAUUUUACACGCUGUAAAACAAACUCAUACAGCGGCCUAUGUGCAUAUGUAGUGUGUUAUAAAGAGUACAUAACCAAAGAAAAGAUGUACAUUAAACAUAUAGUGUGAAUUUGAGUUUAUUAUGAAUCUGAAUGAAGUGGUGGAUGUUGAAGAAGCAAACCUUCUUCCAAUAACGUUAACAGAACUUUUGAUCAACGUUAUCUGGUCUUUAAUAACAUUCUGAAAAGGUUAGUACAAAUAUCAUCAUUCAUGCAACCUAUUAUUUCUGAAAUAUUGGAGAACUAUUAUUAAACAUUAAUUAGUUACUAUCAGCUAACAGGGAAUAUUUUCACAACUUUUACUAAUGUUAUUAACUUUAUUAAUAUUUGAUAUAUGUUCUUCAUAACGAUGAGAGAAAAUAUUCACUUACAAUUUUUGUAACAUCUAAAUAACAUUCUAAUCAUGACAAAAAUGGCAUUUUAACAUUCUUAUUCAAUAUUAAAAAAAACUGUGCAAAUAAUGCUAUUUUUGGGUGAAAAGUUAUUGCAACAUUGUAAGAAACAGUUUGUAAGCUUUAAAUAGCAAUCAAACCAUGACAACAUUUUAACAUUUUAACAAUGUUCCAUCACUGUAAAAAACAAACAAACAAACAAAAAACAACUUAAAAAAGUAAGUGUUCAUGCUGCCUUAAAAGUUUAGUCAACAUGAAAUGUUAAGUUGUACAACAUGAAAACGUGGAUAUUUGAGUAAACUUAAAAUUUUAAAACAGCAUGAACACUUACUUUUUUAAGUUGAAACAACUUUUUUUUAAGUGUUUAGUAAGUUUUUUCAUUCUGACAAGGUUCUUUCAAAGUUAUAAACAAACCUUCCAAUAACUUUAAUAGAACGUCUGUUCAAUGUUAUCUGGUCUUUAAUAACACUCUGAAAAGGUUAGUACAAAUGUCAUCAUUCCUUGAACCUAUUAUUUCUGAAAUGUUUUAGUUGGAUGGUCGUCUAACUAUUAAUAAACAUUAAUUAGGUAUUACCCAGCUAACAGUGCAACAUUGUAAGAAACAGUUUGUAAACGUUAAAUAGCAAUCAAACCACGACAACAUUUUAACAUUUUACAACUUAGAAAAAAAGUUUUGACUUAAAAAAGUGUUUGUGCUGCCUUAAAAUUUUAAGUUUAGUCAACAUGAAAUGUUAAGUUGUGCUACAUAAAAACGUGGGUAUUUGAGUUGAGUACACUUAAAAUUUUAAGGCAGCACAAACACUAACUUUUUUAAGUUGAAAUUAAGUUUUACGUUUUAUUACCUUUUAUUACCUACAUUUGUUACCUGUGUAGUUUUAGAGAACAUUCAUGUUUCCCAAAUGAUAGAAUGAAAUGUUCCCUUCGCAACUUACGUAACGUUCAGAUAACAAUAAACAACAGGUGUAAACAUUUAAACAAAUAAUGUUUUCAUUACUUAAGGCGAGACACUGCAGGUGAAUAGGGUAAAAAAUGUUUUUACUAAUAGUUAUCACCUUCCUUACCUUGUUGAUUGAUUACAUUAAUAAUUGCAUUUUUUUUGUAUUACAAGUUUUCUAAAAUGUUAGGUUUAAGUAUGCAAAUGUAGCAUUAUUUAAUGAAAUAUGCACUAAUUUGCAUACAUUUCUAGUAAACACUGGAUGAAAGAUUCAAAAUUCUUAUUUAAUUUUUUUUUGACAUUAGAGUCAAGUUUUUCCAGAGGGAAUUUUUGUCACUCCGUAAUUCAGAAAAUACUUAGAAAAUACAAAUUUGCAUUUUUAUGAGGCUGUGAUGUAUAGGUUUCUAUAUAAGCACCGGUACUUCUGAUUGGGCUGAGGCUGGGAUUUUAGCGAGUUUGAAGUAAAAGUAUUUGAUGGACGUAUAAUAUGUCGAGAACAUUCACUCAGUAUCAUUAUCUCAUUUUUGACCGAGAUGGCUUUUAGGGGGUUUCGCAUCGGAACUCUUCUCUGAAAAAACACUUUCUGUGAAAAAACAAAAAGCCCAAAAUCUCAAACUUACCAGGUGCCU